UCUCUGAACUAAGCGUUACUCUCCCUUUCUCUCUAGCCGGCCUUCAGCUCCAUAAUCUCUAUAUAAGCAUGACAUACCAAUUCCACACUCAAACCGAACUCCUCAACACCUUUAAUUCUCCCACCACCCCUUCCCUCCACGUUAAUACUCCCUCUCACUCUCUCGCUGCUAUCUCAAAUGGCUCAUUCUCCAACCGCCGUCGCUUUUCUUCUUCUUCUCCUCCUCUUCUUCCUCUCGCCGGCGCUCUCUCUCACUUCCCCCUCCCUCCAAACGGCAUCCGCCUCGUCGCCGAAGAACAACUCGACGUCGUCGGGGAGCUCCUUUGCCCUCUCGACAUCCUUCCUCUCCACCCUCCGCUCUACACUCGAUGAGAUCCAAAAGCUCAUUUCCGUCCUCUCCACCUUCUCCGACGUCCUCGGCGGCGACCUCCGCCUCUCCUCCGCCGUCUCAGACUGCCUUGACCUCCUCGACCUCUCCUCCGACGAGCUCUCCUUGACCAUCUCCGCCUCCCAGCCCUCCACCACCUCCACCGCCGCCUCCGCCGCCGCCGAAGGUACCGGCAAGCGCCUCUCCGACCUCCGCUCCUGGCUGAGUGCCGCCCUCGGUAACCAGGACACCUGCAAGGAGUCCCUCGACGGGACCAGCAGCGUCGUCGGCUCCCUCGUCGGCGGCGGCCUCCAGACCGUAACCUCCCUCGUCGCCAAUGGCCUUCGUCAGGUUCCCGCCGGAUCCGGCCGGCGGAGGCUGAUGGGGAAGGCGAGCGAGGGGUUCCCGGCAUGGUUAUCGGCGGGGGACCGGAGGCUGCUGCAGGCGCCGGCGGGGGUGGCGGCGGACGCGGUGGUGGCGCAGGACGGGAGCGGGCAGUACACGACGGUGGGGGCGGCGGUGGAGGCGGCGCCGACGGAGAGCACGAAGAGGUACGUGAUCCACGUGAAGAGAGGAGUGUACAAGGAGAACGUGGAGAUCAAGAAGAAGAAGUGGAAUAUAAUGCUCGUCGGCGACGGCAUGGGCCAGUCCAUCAUCUCUGCAAGCCGGAACUUCGUCGACGGCUGGACCACCUACCGGAGCGCCACCUUCGCGGUCUCCGGCAAGGGGUUCAUCGCCCGGGACUUGACAAUUGAGAACACGGCGGGCCCAUCGAAGCACCAGGCGGUCGCCCUCCGCUCCGACUCCGACCUCUCGGUCUACUACCGCAGCAGCUUCCUUGGCUACCAGGACACCCUUUACGCCCACUCCCUCCGCCAAUUCUACCGCGACUGCCUCAUCACCGGCACCGUCGACUUCGUCUUCGGCAACGCCGCCGCCGUCUUCCAGAACUGCGUCCUCCUCGCCCGCCGCCCCCUCCCCGACCAGAAGAACUCCGUCACGGCCCAGGGCCGCAAGGACCCCAACCAGAAUACCGGCUUCUCGCUUCAAUUCUGCAACGUCUCUGCCGAUGCCGACCUGGCCGGGUUGACCAACUCGACCGCCAGCUAUUUGGGCCGGCCGUGGAAGGAGUACUCCCGGACCGUUUUCAUGCAGUCGUAUCUCGGGGGAUUGCUCCGGCCCGAGGGCUGGCUCGAGUGGAACGGGAACUUCGCGCUCGACACGCUCUACUACGCCGAGUACAUGAACUACGGGCCCGGUUCGGGGCUGGCCGGCCGGGUCAAGUGGCCCGGGUACCGCGUUCUAACCAACUCGGCGGACGCCGUUAAUUUCACCGUAGGUCAGUUUAUUGAUGGGAACCUCUGGCUGCCCUCCACUGGGGUCAAGUACACCUCUGGUUUGACGGCGUGACGAAUAUAAAAGAGUUUGAGGGAGGAGAAAGAAAAGUUGGUGGUGAGUUGUCGAUUUGUUUUGGAUUCUUUGGCAUGAUGCUGCACGUGUAUCGAUGUUGAGAUGUAAAUGUUUACCGCGUAUCUAGUUAUCGGUCCGGUAUUAAUUUCUAAUCAGUUUGCUCCUAAGGAGGAGAUGCGCAUGGAUUUAUAUGUAGAGGGAUAAGCUCACAUGAUAUGUAUUUACUGGUGCAAAGAAGACGUUUUUGAAUAAAGAGACGCAAUUGCGGCUAAA
Molecule: messenger RNA, 2049 nt
Organism: Phoenix dactylifera (date palm)
Lineage: Eukaryota; Viridiplantae; Streptophyta; Magnoliopsida; Arecales; Arecaceae
Product: pectinesterase/pectinesterase inhibitor PPE8B
Biological process (GO): cell wall modification
Molecular function (GO): enzyme inhibitor activity; pectinesterase activity
Source: RefSeq, a predicted model, not a curated record